AUGGCUGGAAUAGCACUUGGUUACAACUAUUCUAUUGCUGAGUUCAUGACAUUAAGAAAUUCACAAAUGUCCGUUUUUAUGAAGCGCGAUGUUACUGACGAUGCAUCAAGAAGUGUAAUAAAUUGGCAGCAUAGUGAAUCUGAUGACCAACGACGCUCUUUUACCGACCAAGAACAAAGUGGACCCUCAGACAAUAGAUAUGCAGAUAGAUUUACUUCAAACAAACAACUGUAUAAAGUUGCUAUUAAAACAGAUGGAGAAAACAAAUAUGAAAGACUAGUAUUACCCAUAUUUACAAAAUCGUUGGAUACAGCAACGGCUCUAGUGAACUCCGUUUCAAAAGGGCAGGCAUUGGAAGAAUCCAAAGAAAAUAAAACAAUUGCAAAUGGACAAAAUGUAACAUUCUUAGCGGAUUAUGAUGAGUCUGAACUAAAAAAUUGGCGCAGAGUUGUACAAAAUAAUAAUAUUUAUUCUAUACCUGAAAGAUAUACCCUUGUAUCAUCAUCUCAAGAUGUAAACAAGUUACCAGAUGAUCGGAUAGACCAUAAGUCUUCAGUGCGGAAAGCCGCUAUAAGAAAUCAAGAGAGUGAGACUGAUUUUAAAACAACACUUCAGUUGCAUUUGAACACGCGUAGCAGACCAAACCGACGUAAGAUUUACACAAUGACAAGAACAAUAGCUACAUAUAUUGUACCAAAACCAACUUCCAAUUUGAACAAAACGUUUCAAGAUAAUGUAGUAGGUGUGACUGCAUAG
This is a messenger RNA of Parnassius apollo (apollo), 756 nucleotides long. Lineage: Eukaryota; Metazoa; Arthropoda; Insecta; Lepidoptera; Papilionidae. The record is from the annotation of a GenBank genome assembly.